Molecule: messenger RNA, 1701 nt
Organism: Emiliania huxleyi CCMP1516
Lineage: Eukaryota; Haptophyta; Isochrysidales; Noelaerhabdaceae
Exons: 1
Coding region: 1-1701 (566 amino acids)
Molecular function (GO): protein binding
Source: RefSeq, a predicted model, not a curated record
AUGCGCGACCUCCUCGUCGUUCUUUCUGAGGCCCCUCCCGAGCAUCCGAGCGAGGAGCUCUUGGCCGAGGCCUGCGCCCUGCUCGACGGCGGCCAGAUCCACGAUGUUGACGCUGCCGACUCGCGUGCCCGCACCGCUCUGCACCUCGCCGCGGCGAGACCGGGCCACCUGCCGGUUAUAGAUCGCCUUCUGCGGCUGGGCGCGACGGUCAAUGCGCAGAACACGCACGGUAGUACCCCUCUCCACUUUGCUGUCCAGCACGGCCACGUGGAGGCGGCCACGGCCCUCAUCAAGGCGGGAGCUGACCUAACACUGACCAACCAGCAAGGUCGGCCUGCGCUGUUUGCGGCCAGCGAUGUGCUGCGUGUGAAGCUGAUGGGCAUUGCAAGCGCGAGGACCGAUGGUCCGCCGGUGACUGGGCUCUGGCGGCCCAAAGGCGAGGGCCCAAGCUCAAAGGCCCCCCCCGAAGCUGACCCUGUGAGAGCAGCCAUGCCCACCGGUCCCAAGGUAGUAAGGCCCACGCCCUUAGCUUCUGCCAAUGGACGCCCUCGGACGGCUCCGGCACCCGGGAUCCAUGCUUCAGAGCUUGCGCGCUUGCGCGCGGGGUAUCGGAAGCUCAUCAAGCAACACCUCGACACCGCCAAGGAGGGGCCUGCUACCGCCGUCAGUGACGAGCUACCCAAAAGAGGCGCGAUACGCUCUGCGGCUACGCAUUGGCCAUUGGUGGAGAGGUGGCUCGAGGUCGCGCGGCGUGAGCAAGAAGGGAUGGCAUCGUACAGUAAGCUAUCAGUCGCGCUUGCCACUGCGGACGACAUGGUACAAGUUGAAAAGGACCCUCAGCGCUCGCACUGCAUGGCGACGGAGGGGCUGCCCGUGCCGCGCCAGCGAAUCGCGCAGCUUCGUCGGGUCUUACGUGCGUGGUGCAAUCUGUACCCAGCGCUCGGCUACACGCAGGGCAUGUCCCACCUUGCCCUCUUCCUGUUGCAGCUCGCCUGCAGCGCGCGGCUGGUGAGCGGAGGCAAAGCGGAGGCGGCAGAGGUGCCAGACAAGGAGCAGGCAGAGGCAGGAGCUGAGCUUGCCGAAGCGGAGGCAGACCAGGCGGAGGAGGAUGCCUUUGCGCUCUUUGUGCUCCUGAAUGCGCGCCUUCCGCCCGACUUUUACGUGCCGCAGCUUCGCGGUUGUGAGCGGGAGUUCGAGAGCCUUAUGCUCAUCUUGGACGAGACGAGGCCUGCGCCCACUUGGCUGGACGCGGGCCACGACGCGGCCGCAGUGCGGUUUGGCCUGUUUUUUGCAACAAUCAAGUGGUGGCUCGCCCUCUGGUGCGACUCUUUGCCGCUGCCUCUCGUCGUCCAGGUCUGCGACCGCAUGAUAUCUGCGUCGCUCUCAACCGCGGCUGCAGCGGCUGGACUGCAAACAGACAAUACCGAGCCGAGCGACGCCAACUUGCGAUUCACGCUGGUAAUUCUGGCGCUCGCAGAGGAGCACAUCGCCACGUCCUUGCAGCAUCUGGGCGAGGAGGAGCUCAAUCCCGGCAGCGUCUCGCAGGUGAUGCGCGAGGCGGUGUUGCAAGCGACUGACACGACCUCCCCCGAGGCUCUCGCCCACGCUGUUGCGGAGCUGGAGCUUCCGGAUGGGAUUGGCACGUCGACGUGGCGAGAGAGAGCGGCAGCCAGCGUGACGACGAGCGAGGCAGGACUCUGA